AGCCGGAAAGCGGAAGCCGAAGGCUGCUACCCGGUGGUCGGCUAAGCGGCUCUAGCCCAGCUCUCAGACGGCUGAGUCACUGCCGCCCGGCCCGGCCCGGAAAAGACGAGCGCCGCCGCCGCGGCCGCCUCUCGGGCUCCCGGGCUCUCGGGCUCUCGGGGUCCCGGGCCUUUGCACCUGUCUUUUCCAGCUGGGCACAAAGCCUUUUGCUGUCGCCGUGGCGACUGGCGGCCUAGCGAAGACCUCCUUUACUUUUAAUCCCCCUCAUUUUCCAAUCCAUUCUCUGCUUAUUUUCUGGUCAGUCCGUGACCCUCUAGGCGGGCUCGGACCCGCGAUCGAUUUGCCGCCCUCAGGGCGCUGGGCAGCCCGGCUGCCUACGAGGCUGGGGCAGCCUCCGCGGUCUCCAUGGUAACGGCCUCGCCGGCGUUUCCGCCUAGGUGCGAAGAUGCGGCCUGCCCUGCCCGCCGCCUCGCCCCCGGCCUUACGGUGGGACCCCGGGCACUGAGGACGAAGGUCCCGGGCGCCGGCCCGCGGGGCAACGGGCACUAGGUGAGAGCCGGACGCCGGGGAGCGAAGGAGGCGGGUGCCGGGCGACUCCAGCGGCCGCCCCUGCCCCUCCCCCGCACCCACGAACACGCUCGCCCGAAAUAUUGCAGAGGCUUCUCCGGUCGCCGCUGCGCCAGUUUUUGUUUGUUUGUUUGUUUGUUUGUUGUGUUUUCCCUGGCAAACAGCUGGAGAAAGAGCAGCUCAUGGAGAGGCUGAGAGAAGCGGUUUUCGAGUCCUACCCAAAUUGGGAGAGUAACCUUCAGCAGCUGGACUCACCGACUGGUUUUCCUUCAUUUUCAGUGAAAUCCCAUUCUCUGGCUGGAGACACAGAUGGCCUCAAAUGAGAGAGAUGCUAUAUCGUGGUACCAAAAGAAGAUUGGAGCCUACGAUCAGCAGAUAUGGGAAAAGUCAAUCGAACAGACUCAGAUUAAGAAGACCGGAUUGAAGCUUGCUCUCUGGAGAGGCUGAGCCAGAGAAGUUCUGGAUUCUGGAAGACCAAAAACAAAUCAGAGUCUGAAACCUAGCAGAGUGGAUUUUGAAUGAACCCAACACAAAGAAAUGAUAAAUGUUCAAGGGUUUGAAAAACAAACCAAAAAAGAUGGGCCACAUAAAGCCAGACUUGAUUGACGUUGACUUAAUCAGAGGGUCAACAUUUGCCAAAGCAAAACCUGAAAUUCCAUGGACAUCUCUGACUCGGAAGGGGCUUGUUCGAGUUGUAUUUUUUCCAUUGUUCAGCAAUUGGUGGAUUCAGGUUACCUCUUUAAGAAUCUUUGUUUGGCUGUUACUACUUUAUUUCAUGCAAGUUAUAGCAAUUGUCUUAUAUUUGAUGAUGCCUAUUGUGAACAUAAGUGAAGUACUUGGACCCUUGUGCCUUAUGCUACUCAUGGGAACUGUCCACUGUCAAAUUGUGUCUACUCAGAUAACAAGACCAUCAGGAAACAAUGGAAAUCGAAGAAGAAGAAAAUUGCGAAAAACUGUAAAUGGUGAUGGGAGCCGAGAAAAUGGAAAUAACUCCUCUGAUAAAGUCAGAGGAAUAGAAACUUUGGAAUCUGUCCCCAUUAUUGGUGGUUUUUGGGAGACUAUCUUUGGCAACAGGAUUAAAAGAGUAAAAUUAAUAUCUAACAAAGGGACUGAAACUGACAAUGACCCAAGUUGUGUCCGUCCUAUCAUUAAGAAGAGACAAUGUCGACCAGAGAUUAGAAUGUGGCAAACAAGAGAGAAAGCAAAAUUUUCAGAUGGAGAAAAGUGCCGUAGGGAGGCUUUUAGGCGUUUGGGUAAUGGGGUGUCUGAUGACCUGUCAAGUGAGGAAGAUGGUGAAGCACGGACACAGAUGAUAUUAUUGCGUAGGAGUGUGGAAGGGGCCUCAAGUGACAAUGGUUGUGAAGUUAAGAAUAGAAAAUCAGUACUUUCAAGGCACCUAAACUCUCAGGUAAAGAAAACCACUACAAGGUGGUGUCAUAUUGUGCGGGAUUCAGAUAGUCUAGCUGAAUCAGAAUUUGAAUCAGCAGCCUUUAGCCAGGGCUCUAGAUCUGGUGUGAGUGGUGGCUCUCGAAGCCUCAACAUGUCAAGAAGAGACUCAGAAAGCACCCGCCAUGACUCAGAGACUGAGGAUAUGUUAUGGGACGACCUGCUACAUGGCCCAGAGUGCCGGUCAUCUGUCACCAGUGACAGUGAGGGGGUUCAUGUGAAUACCCUUCACUCAGGGACCAAACGUGACCCCAAAGAGGAUGUUUUUCAGCAGAAUCAUUUGUUCUGGCUUCAGAAUUCAAGUCCUUCCUCUGAUCGAGUUAGUGCAAUAAUCUGGGAGGGGAAUGAGUGCAAAAAGAUGGAUAUGUCUGUGUUGGAAAUAAGUGGCAUCAUCAUGAGCAGGGUCAAUGCCUAUCAGCAAGGAGUAGGUUAUCAGAUGCUGGGAAAUGUUGUCACUAUUGGAUUAGCAUUUUUUCCAUUCUUACAUCGACUUUUCCGUGAGAAGAGCCUUGACCAGCUAAAGUCCAUUUCAGCUGAGGAGAUCUUGACUCUCUUUUGUGGGGCACCACCUGUUACACCUAUUAUUGUUUUGUCCAUAAUUAAUUUUUUUGAAAGAUUGUGUCUUACUUGGAUGUUUUUUUUCAUGAUGUGUGUGGCAGAGAGAACAUAUAAACAGAGAUUUUUAUUUGCAAAACUCUUCAGCCAUAUUACUUCUGCCAGGAAAGCUAGGAAAUAUGAAAUACCUCAUUUCAGACUUAAGAAGGUGGAGAAUAUUAAAAUAUGGUUAUCACUGCGUUCCUAUCUAAAGAGACGGGGGCCACAGCGUUCAGUUGAUGUGGUUGUAUCCUCAGUCUUCCUACUGACACUUUCGAUUGCUUUCAUUUGUUGUGCUCAGGUUCUCCAAGGACACAAAACUUUCCUGAAUGAUGCUUAUAACUGGGAGUUUUUGAUCUGGGAAACAGCUUUACUACUUUUCUUAUUGCGUCUGGCCUCAUUGGGAUCUGAAACCAAUAAGAAAUACAGCAAUGUUUCGAUAUUACUUACAGAACAGAUUAAUUUAUAUCUUAAGAUGGAAAAAAAGCCAAAUAAGAAAGAACAGCUUACUCUAGUAAACAAUGUAUUAAAGCUGUCCACCAAGUUGUUGAAAGAGCUGGACACACCGUUUAGACUCUAUGGACUGACAAUGAAUCCCUUAAUCUACAAUAUCACAAGAGUAGUUAUCCUUUCUGCUGUCUCAGGUGUUAUAAGUGAUCUUCUAGGAUUUAAUAUAAGACUGUGGAAAAUUAAAUCAUAAGCUGAGUUAAAUGCCCGGACUCUCCCCUGACUGGUAUCAAAACUUACCUAUCAAGGAAAGAGAUGACUGCAGAAACCAGUGAGAUACCCACCUGCUUGUUCACAUGCACAGGUGCUCUUAGCUCUGCCAAAGCGAAUGAAUGGUGUUUCCAGAGGAACAAGUCCUUUUCCAACUGGGCGUGCAUGCUAAAAACCUGUAUUUUCAUGCUUUUCAAACAACAUGAAUAGUCAGCCGACUAAAGACACUGUGUGUUUUGGUAACACAAGGACAAUUUUGUAAGUUAGUAAAUUUAUUAUGUGCACUUCUGUACUGUGACAGUUAUGUUUACUGGCCAUAGUCUUUUGGGCAACUAUGGUAGAUGCCCAAAGCAUGAAGCAAAUGUCUUUUAUUGGAAAUAUGCAAAUUCAAUAUUUUUACAUUAUAGUCUAUAGAAUUGGAGAUUUCAUUUCUCUAUCAAAGAGAGAUCAAACUAUUUUAGGUUAAAUCCAAAUAAAAGAACUUUACUGGAGA
This is a messenger RNA of Chlorocebus sabaeus (green monkey), 3817 nucleotides long. Lineage: Eukaryota; Metazoa; Chordata; Mammalia; Primates; Cercopithecidae. The record is from RefSeq and is a predicted model, not a curated record.